Molecule: messenger RNA, 635 nt
Organism: Cotesia glomerata
Lineage: Eukaryota; Metazoa; Arthropoda; Insecta; Hymenoptera; Braconidae
Product: U6 snRNA-associated Sm-like protein LSm4
Exons: 4
Coding region: 147-581 (144 amino acids)
Biological process (GO): spliceosomal snRNP assembly; nuclear-transcribed mRNA catabolic process; mRNA splicing, via spliceosome
Cellular component (GO): spliceosomal tri-snRNP complex; P-body; U6 snRNP
Molecular function (GO): U6 snRNA binding
Source: RefSeq, a predicted model, not a curated record
GUAGAAUUUACGAUUGCAAGUUCGCGGUAAUGGUGUAGUGAAGUUUAUUAUUAACAACAACAAUUGAUUUAAUUUAUUAUAAAAGCUUCCAAGUGAAUAUAAAUAAUAAAUAAACAUAUCUAGUAUUUAAAUUAUUAGAAUACAAAAUGUUGCCACUUUCGUUACUCAGGACAGCGCAAAAUCAUCCUAUGUUGGUUGAAUUGAAAAAUGGAGAAACCUACAACGGACAUUUAGUUAGUUGUGAUAAUUGGAUGAACAUCAACCUUAGAGAAGUAAUUUGUACGUCACGGGAUGGUGACAAAUUUUGGAAGAUGCCCGAGUGCUACAUCAGAGGUAGUACUAUAAAAUAUUUGCGUAUUCCGGACGAAGUUAUCGACAUGGUCAAGGAAGAUGUUCAAAUGAAAUCUCGUGGACGAGGUGAAAUGAAAGGAAGAGGUGGUCAAAGCCAACGCGGUGGACGCGGAGGAGGUCGUGGUGGCGGUACUUUUGGUAACCGUGGAAGCAGAGGACCAGCACCUUUAGGUCGUGGUAGCGGCGGUAAUCAAGGCAACAAGCUCCUCAACAAAAAUAGAAACAAAUAAUUUAAUCACUUAAUUUUAAUUACUAUAUAUUUAAUAAAAAUUUUCUAAGAUUAA